CGUCUCAAAGCUCCUCCGCUUCGGCGCUUCUCUUCUCUUCUCUUGUCCUGCCCCGAACGUCUCUCUCUCUCUCCCUCUCCCUCUCCCUCUCCCUCUCCGUCCACGCCUUCUCCGUGUCUCUGCUCCGAUCUUGAUGAAGACGCUUGCGAACGCAAGAGGCGCAAGGGUUGGCGAAACCCUCACUCCGUCUUCCCAGAAGCAGCGCCCGCCUCGGAUCCCCAAGGAGAAUGUCGAUCCCAACGCCACUACACCGGAAUCAUCCCCUUUCCGGUCUCCGUCCACCUCCGGAAAGCCUCUAUCCACCAGGAAUCGGAGCCCACUCCCUCCCAAACCGCCGAUCCCAGCGGCUCACAGUGGCAACCCGCUCAAACGGAAGCUGACCUUGGAAACCCUCGCUGAGAGCAGUGGGCCUCCUUCCAUGCCGUCAGAUUCCGGUGUUCAGGUGGUUGUGCGAAUGCGCCCUCCAAGCAAGGAAGAAGAAUACGGAGAUCUGAUCGUAGAAAAGAUCUCCUCAAACUCCGUCUCAAUUCUUGACCACACAUUCACCUUUGAUUCAGUAGCUGAUACCAGUUCCACACAGGAAGACAUAUACCAUCUCGUUGGAGUUCCACUUGUUGAGAACUGCUUGGCUGGGUUCAACAGUUCCAUAUUCGCAUAUGGACAGACUGGUAGUGGAAAGACAUAUACGAUGUGGGGACCUCCAAGUGCUUUGUCUGAAGAUUCUUCAUCUAGCAGUGAACGAGGUUUGACUCCACGUGUCUUUGAGCGACUCUUUUCUCGCAUAGAUGAAGAGCAAUCUAAACAUUCAGACGAGCAGCUGAGUUACCAAUGCCGCUGUUCCUUUCUGGAGAUUUACAAUGAGCAAAUUACUGACCUCUUGGAUUCAACACAAAAGACCCUUCAGAUUAGGGAAGAUGUCAGAACUGGCAUUUAUGUUGAUUAUUUGACAGAGGAAUAUGUAUAUACCAUGAAGGAUGUUAUCUGUCUACUGGCAAAGGGAUUAGGAAACAAAAGGAUUGGUUCAACCAGUGUAAACGUGGAUAGUUCCCGUUCUCAUUGUGUCUUCACUUGCAUCAUGGAAUCACAGUCUAAGAACAUGAGCGAUGGUUUAAUCAGCCUAAAGACUAGUAGGAUCAACCUUGUUGAUCUAGCAGGAUCUGAAAGACAAAAGCAAACAGGUGCAGCAGGCGAUCGCCUGAAGGAGGCAGGGAAUAUAAAUCGCUCCCUUUCACAGCUCGGAAACUUAAUUAAUAUUCUUGCAGAAAUUUCACAAUCUGGAAAGCAAAGGCAUAUUCCCUAUCGUGAUUCUAAAUUGACAUUUUUGUUGCAAGAAUCACUUGGUGGUAAUGCCAAAUUAGCAAUGAUUUGUGCUAUUUCACCAUCACAGAGCUGCAAAAGCGAAACUUUCAGUACGCUGAGGUUUGCACAACGAGCAAAAGCGAUAAAAAAUAAGGCAGUUGUAAAUGAAAUAACACAGGAUGACGUGAAUGUCUUGCGUGAGCAGAUACGCCAAUUAAAGGGUGAACUUCUCCGCAUGAAAUCUAAUGGAUCUACAGGAACAACUGGAAGUUUUUCAUCAGCAUGGAAUGCUAGGCGUAGCUUGAAUCUUUUGAAAAUGAGCCUUAAUCACUCAAACACACUGCCCAUUUUGAAAGAUGACACUGAUGUAGAGAUGGAGAUUGAUGAAAGAGAUGUUGAGAUGCUAUGUACUGGAGGUAUACAUUUAGAUGUUCAAGCUAAAGAGCCUACCAGGCUUUCUACCUCACAAGAGGAACUUCAUGAGCUUUGUCAAGCACCGAUGGAUGAUGAAAUUCUAUUACCAGUUUCUAAUGCACAAAAAGGAAACAAUGUAUUAGAAGAGAAAGAACCUGUUAUUUGUUCAGAAGAAACUCACAAACCUUCUAGCACUAUGGAUCUGGUUAGCACACCCUGCAGCAUUGGGAUUGUUCCCUGUCAGACAUCUUCAGUUCUUAUAAUACCCACUUUAAGCACAUCACCAGUCACUGAAAAUUACAGUAGAAAGAGUCUUAGAACAUCAUCAUCUACAUCAGCAUCUCAUAAAAUUUUGCAUGAUGAUAUCUCUGGAGCACCAAAUGUAUCCAUUGCUUACAAUUCAUAUCCUUUAAGCUCUUCUUGCAGUCGAGCAAGCAAGAAUGAGAACCUUGCUGCAAGUCUGCAACGUGGUCUUCAAAUUAUUGAUAACCAGCAGCGUAGUUCAGCAGUGAGAAGAUCAACAUUCAGGUUUUCUAUUUCCCUUGCUGAUGGCAAGCCAAUUGUCCCAAUAAACAAGGCUGAUGUUGGCAUACAAACACUUGCUGAUGAUUCAGAACUGACUGAGUUAGCUACAUAUGUAUGUAAUUCUUGCAAGAAAGUAGCCUCAAUCGAUGAGUGUAACGAUCCCAAUAAUGACACAAAGCUGCAACUGGUACCAGUUGAUGGAUCAGUACUGACUAACAAACUUAAUUCAAAAAUUCCCAGGGCAGUGAAGAAAGUUUUGGCUGGGUCUAUCAGGCGAGAAAUGGCUCUUGAAGAACACUGUUCGAAGCAAGCUGCUGAAAUUAUGCAACUAAACCGUUUGUUACAACAAUACAAGCAUGAACGAGAAUGCAAUGCCAUAAUUGCUGAAACACGUGAGGAUAAAAUUUCUCGUCUUGAAAGUCUUAUGGAUGGUAUUUUGCCAACAGAGGAGUAUAUGGGAGAAGAAUUUGUUUCUCUCAAGAAUGAACAUAAGCUUCUAAAUGAGCAAUUUGAUAAUCAUCCGGAAAUUCUACGCCUGACUAUUGAGUUGAAAAGGAUCCAAGAAGAUCUAGAUAGCUAUAGAAAUUUUUUUGACAUGGGUGAGAGGGAUGUCUUGAUUGAAGAAAUACAGGACUUGAGGAAUCAAUUGCAAUAUUACUUGGAUUCUUCAAAUCCAGCUAGAAAACAGGAUUUUUUGCUUCUAGCUGCUCAUUCCUGUGAACCCAAUUCGAGUCCUAUCUGUACAAUAUCGGAAUCAGGUGAAGAAAAUAACAGAGGAAAAUUAGAAGCCGACGAGUGUAAUUGGACUAAAAGGGAGAGUGAAUGGAUCAUACUUUGUGAAGAUCUUAAACAUGAACUCGAAGCAAAUCGAUCUCUUGCCGAAAGGAGGAAGGUUGAACUUGAUUCAGAGAAGAAAUGCACAGAGGAGCUGAAGGAGGCACUUCAGACAGCAAUGCAAGGUCAUGCUCGUAUUCUGGAACAAUAUGCAGAUCUCCAGGAGAACCAUAUCGCUUUACUUGCUAGGCACAGAAAGAUCAUGGAUGGCAUUGAAGAUGUCAAAAAGGCAGCUGCUAGAGCAGGGGUAAAAGGACCAGAAUCAAAGUUCAUCAACUCCCUUGCUGCUGAGAUUUCUGCUCUAAGAGCUGAUAGAGACAAAGAACGACGAUACUGGAGGGAUGAGAACAAGUGUCUUAAGGCUCAACUUAGAGAUACAGCUGAAGCUGUACAGGCUGCUGGAGAAUUGCUUGUGUGCCUGAAGGAAACUGAAGAAGCUGCUAAAAUUGCUGAGAAAAGGGCUGGUUUGGCUGAGCUGGAGACUGAGAAGGCUUACGAGGAAAUCACUAACUUGAAGAAAAACUACGAUAGGCAGAUUGUGUUGCUAAACCAACUUCUUACAGAUUCACGUUUGCCUAAAGAAGCUUUGGCAUUUCCUGUGCUUAAUGAAUCCAAAUUGACGAGAAAUGAUGCCGGUGGGAGUCUCACUGACCAGCGAUGGCGAGAGGAAUUUGAACCUGUCUUCGAGAGAGAUGCCACCGCCUUCUCUAAGGAUACAAAUCCGACUUCAUGGUACUCCGACUAUGACCGGUGCAACAUCUGAAAACAGUGGUGGUUUUUAAGGCUGUAGCCGAGGAGAACAUAUGUUGUAAAACUUCACAUGUGGAUUGAUUGAUCUCCAACUCAUUGUUGUGGGAACUGCCUUGUAUUCUGUGAAAUUACCUAGCCGAGUAAUUCCUAAUUGUAAUUCAUCAUAUGCGAUGUGUCAAUACACGAUAAUAAAUAUUGAGCAGAGUUUUGUGUAUCCUUCAA
Zingiber officinale is the source of this 4044-nucleotide messenger RNA. Its product is annotated as kinesin-like protein KIN-12A. Bases 134 to 3835 code for a protein of 1233 amino acids. The record is from RefSeq and is a predicted model, not a curated record. Gene Ontology annotation, molecular function: microtubule motor activity; microtubule binding; ATP binding. Gene Ontology annotation, biological process: microtubule-based movement. NCBI's taxonomy places the organism in Eukaryota, Viridiplantae, Streptophyta, Magnoliopsida, Zingiberales, Zingiberaceae. The transcript is spliced from 16 exons.